ACAGAUCCUAGAAGCACAGCAGCAAGUCUUCCAGGAGCUGAGACCGGCCAGAUGAGUUCCCAGCAUGCCCGGAUGCUGCCAAGCUGGGGAGGAACCGAGACUAGGGAGAAGUCAGGGAACAGACUCUCUGAGGCAGAGACUUAAUUUUGAAGUGAAGGAGAUGUCUACAAAACUGAGGCUUUUUGUGGAAGGACCUGGCUCCCGAAGAAGCAUGAAUGAGGUUCCCCAUGAUUGCAUUUUGAGAGAAAUCUGUGACUCUGAUAUGCAGAGACAGAGACUAAUUUUGAAAUGAAGGAGAUUUCUACAAAACUGAGGAUUUUUGUGGAAGGAUCUCACCCCAAAAGAUGCAUGAACGUGGGUUCCCAUGACUUCAUUUUGAGAGAAAUAUGUUACUCUGAUAUCAAGAUAAAUAAAAAUCUAAAGAGAGAAUAUGAAUUUGAUGACCUUUCAGAGAAAUUCAGCCACUAUUCAGUCCUAAAUCGGCAUGUGAAAUUGAGCUCUGGAAAUGUCUGUUGUGAGGAUAGUCAAUACAGCAAAUGCUGUAGGAAGCAGCAGGAACUGGGACUUUUUCAGUGGAAUGAGAAACCUUCUGAAAAGUCUAUGUAUCAAGGUAACCUAGGAGGAAUACCCUUUGGCUACAGUUUAGACUUCAUUAGACAUUCAAAAAGUAAAUGGGUAGAGAUGGUUUCUGUGAAGGAUGAAGGAGGGAAACCUUUCACUCAAAACUCUGAUCUUGCUGCACAUCAAAUAAUCCAUUCAGGAGAGAAACUUUAUGAAUGUAAACAAUGUGGAAAGACUUUUGAACGAAGGGACUCUCUUGCAGUACAUCAUAGAAUCCACUCUAGAGAGAAACCUUAUGAAUGUAAAGAGUGUGGAAAGGCUUUCACACAGAGGAGUCAUCUCAAUAAACAUCAGAGAAUCCACUCUAGAAAAAAUCCUUAAGAAUGUAAACAUUGUGGAAAGGCUUUUACAGAGAGGGGAUGUCUUACUAGACAUCAGCUAAUCCAUAGUGGAGAGAAACCUUAUGAAUGUAAACAGUGUGGGAAGGCUUUUACAUAUAGCAACUCUCUUGCUACACAUCAGAUAGUCCACAAUGGAGAGAAACCUUUUGAAUGUAAACAGUGUGGAAAGGAUUUUAAACGUCACCACUCUCUUGAUAUACAUCACCUAAUCCACACUGGAGAAAAACCCUAUGAAUGUAAACAGUGUGGUAAGGCCUUCACACAGAGGGGCAAUCUUGCUGCACAUCAGAGAAUCCAUACUGGAGAGAAACCUUAUGAAUGUAAACUGUGGAAAGGCUUUUACAGAGAGGGGAUCUCUCACUAGACAUCAGAAAAUCCACACUGGAGAGGAACCUUUUGAAUGUAAACACUGUGGAAAGGCUUUCACAGACAGAAGAUCUCUCACUAAACAUCAGAGAAUCCACAUUGUAGAGAAACGUCAUGAAUGUAAACAGUGUGGAAAGGCUUUUUUACACAAUAGCACUCUUACUUCACAUCAGCGAAUCCACACUGGAGAGAAACCUUAUGAAUGUAAACAGUGUGGAAAGGCUUCCACAGGGAGGGCAUCUCUCACUAGACAUCAGAAAAUCUACACUGGAGAGAAACCUUAUGAUUGUAAACAAUGUGGAAAGACUUUUAGACAGAGGGACAAUCUUGCUGCACAUCAGAGAAUCCACACUGGAGAGAAACUGUAUGACUGUAAAUGCUGUGGAAAGGCUUUCACAGAGAGAGGAUCUCUCACUAAACAUCAGAGAAUCCACACUGUAGAGAAAUAUCAUGAAUGUAAACAGUGUGGAAAGGCAUUUUUACGCAGCAGCACUCUUACUUCACAUCAGCUAAUCCCCACUGGAGAGAAACCAUAUGAAUGUAAACAGUGUGGAAAGGCUUUCAGAUACAAGGACAAUCUUGCUGCACAUCAGAGAAUCCACACUGGAGAGAAACCAUAUGAAUGUAAACAGUGUGGAAAGGGUUUACAGAGAGCAUCGCUCACUAAACAUCAGAAAAUUCACACUGGAGAGAAACCUUAUGAAUGUAUACACUGUGGUAAGGCUUUCACACAGAGGGGAAAUCUUGCUGCACAUCAGAGAAUCCACACUGGGGAGAAACCUUAUUGUAUCGGAUAAAAUCAUGUAAUAUUUGUCAUACAUUUAUCAGUAUUCUUCAUGUUAGAUUGGAAACUUCCUGUAGAAUUAGUGAACGUUAGGUAUUCUUUUGAAGGAGAAUACUAAUCUCCCAUCCUGAAGAGUAGAGAAAUCCUUCCCCCCAAUAACUUUUUAUAGAUACAUAAAUAUCCAACUUUUAUUCAUUUUUUUCUAAUGUGUCCAAAACGCCUCACUUUUCCCCCUUUUGAAUUUUUUUAAAUUUAUGGAUUAAGAGGUUAGAUUGCCAUCCCCAUAGGAAAAGUCUUCAAAUGUGCAGCUAAAAUCUUAACUCUUUGUCUUAAAUGUUUUGGUUUGAAAGGCCUUGGCCUUGUCUAAAUUCUUCGCUCAACUUAAAAAUUAUAAACUUGAGAAAACAUGCUGGGAAACUUAAGGAGGGCAAGUUUAGUUCCACAGAAGGAUCAAUAUGGAAAAAUGAUUUAUAUGAUUCUACAUGCAGAAUUUAUGAGAUUGCUUAAUACCUCUUGGGCAUGGGAGAGAAAAUCCAAGACUCAAAUUUUUGAACAAAUGUUGGAUAUUGUUUUUACAUAUAAUUGUCAAAAAUAAAAUAUGAAAUGAU
Monodelphis domestica (gray short-tailed opossum) is the source of this 2720-nucleotide messenger RNA. NCBI's taxonomy places the organism in Eukaryota, Metazoa, Chordata, Mammalia, Didelphimorphia, Didelphidae. The record is from RefSeq and is a predicted model, not a curated record.